Molecule: messenger RNA, 3591 nt
Organism: Conger conger (European conger)
Lineage: Eukaryota; Metazoa; Chordata; Actinopteri; Anguilliformes; Congridae
Gene: pdcd6ip
Product: programmed cell death 6 interacting protein
Exons: 18
Coding region: 124-2775 (883 amino acids)
Biological process (GO): mitotic cytokinesis
Cellular component (GO): endosome
Molecular function (GO): protein binding
Source: RefSeq, a predicted model, not a curated record
CCCCUCUGACUAGCACCGUAUUACGAUGACGUCACUUGACGUUCCUUACCCAGGAAGUGAACUGCGGUUGUUGUUCGUUUGCUGAUCCCUUCCUUCACCUAUCUUUGUUUUUUGCGGGCCUAAAUGGCGACGUUUAUUUCAGUCCCGUUAAAAAAGGCGUCGGAAGUAGAUCUGGCAAAACCCCUAUCAAAAUUCGUCACAGCCACCUACCCAUCCGGUGAAGAACAGGUAGAAUAUGUCCGCGCCGUGGAAGAGUUGAACAAGCUGCGCAAAAGUGCUCUGGGGAGGCCGCUAGACAAGCACGAGAGCUCGCUCGAGAUCCUGCUGAGGUAUUAUGACCAAUUCUGUGCGGUGGAGCCCAAAUUCCCAUUCUCUGAAAACCAGGUGUGUUUAACUUUCACAUGGAAAGAUGCUUUUGAUAAAGGAUCAUUGUUUGGUGGAUCAGUCAAGCUUGCGCUGGCCAGCCUGGGCUAUGAGAAGACGUGUGUUCUGUUCAACGUGGGAGCGCUGGCCAGCCAGAUUGCCUCUGAGCAGAACCUGGACAGUGACGAGGGGCUGAGAGCUGCUGCCAAGUUCUACCAGCUGUCCAGCGGGGUGUUCGCCCACAUUAAGGACACGGUCCUCUCUGCUCUGAACCGCGAACCCACCAUGGACAUCUCCCCCGACACCGUGGGCACGCUCAGCCAGAUCAUGCUGGCCCAGGCUCAGGAGGUCGUCUUCCUCAAAGCCACCUCAGACAAGAUGAAGGAUGCUAUAAUUGCAAAGCUGGCCAAUCAGGCUGCAGAUUUCUACGGCGACGCCUUCAAACAAUGCCAGUACAAAGAGAACCUGCCCAAGUAUUUUUACUUCCAUGAGGUGCUUCCUGUCCUGGCUGCGAAGCACUGCAUCAUGCAGGCCAACGCUGAGUUCCACCAGUCCACCCUGGCCAAGCAGCAGAAGAAGUUUGGAGAAGAGAUUGCCCGGCUGCAGCAUGCCACAGAGCUGGUGAAAACGGUGGCGUCUCGCUACGAUGAGUACGUCAACGUGAAGGAUCUCUCCGACAAGAUCUCCCGUGCCCUGACCGCUGCCAAGAAAGACAACGACUUCAUCUACCACGACCGCGUUCCUGAGGUGAAGGACCUGGACCACAUCGGCAAGGCUGCCCUGGUCAAGGCCACGCCCAUUCACGUUCCCAUGAGCCAGAAGUUCACUGAUCUGUUUGAGAAGAUGAUUCCCGUGGCGGUGCAACAAUCCAUGAGUGUGUAUAACCAGCGCAAGUCUGAGAUCGUCAACCGCCUCGUCGGAACCAUGAGAGAGGCCACCAACCUCUGCAACGGGGUCCUGGCCUCUUUGAACCUCCCUGCCGCUCUGGAGGACCUCUCAGGAGACUCUGUGCCCCAGUCCAUCCUGGAAAAGUCCCGCGCCAUCAUCCAGCAAGGGGGGCUGCAGACCGUCGAGCAGCUGAUCAAGGACCUCCCGGAGCUUCUGCAGAGGAACCGUGAAAUCCUGGACGAGUCUCUGAAGAUGUUGGACGAAGAAGAGACGACAGACAACGAGCUCCGGGCCAAAUUCAACCAGCGCUGGAGCCGAACCCCCUCCGGAGACCUGUACAAGUCCCUGAGAGCAGAGGGAGGAAACUUCCGGAGUUUCAUGGACAAGGCGGCGCAGGCGGACCAGGUUGUGAAGGAGCGCUACAGCAGCAACUGCGAGAUGAUAGCCCUCCUGUGCAAACCAGAGGCUGAGCUCACUGCCGCCAUCCCCUCCGCCAACCCUGCCAAGACCCUGCAGGGCAGCGAGGUGGUGGGGGUCCUGCGCUCCCAGCUGGCCCAGCUGGAUGAGGUGAAGAAGGAGCGCGAGGAGCUGGAGAACGACAUCAAGUCGGCCCAGUUCGACAUGACCGGCAAGUUCCUGAGCGCGCUGGCACAGGACGGCGCCAUCAACGAGGAGGCGCUGUCCGUCACCGAGCUGGACAACGUCUACGGGGGCUACACCCAGAAGGUGCAGCAGAGCCUGAAGACCCAGGAGGACAUCCUGGGAAACGUCCAGACAUCCCACCAGGAGUUCUCCACCCUGAAGCAGUCCAACUCCGAGGCCAACGACAGAGAGGAGGUGCUGAAGAAGCUGGCGUCAGCACACGACAGCUACGUUGAGAUCUCCAACAACCUGCGCGAGGGCACCAAGUUUUACAACGGCUUCACCGAACACCUGCUGAAAUUCCAGAACAAGUGCAGCGACCUCGUGUUCGCCCGCAAAACCGAGAGGGACGAGCUUCUCAAGGAUCUCCAGCAAAGCAUCGCUCGGGAACCCAGCGCGCCCUCCUUCACUGCACCCGCGUACCAGUCCAACCCCGCCACUCCCACCCCCGCUGGCCCUGGGGGGCCCACUCCUGCUCCCAGAACUGUGUUUAAUCAGCAGCCACAGACCAAACCACAGCCUCCUGCAAGACCUCCUCCUCCAAACUUCACUCCACAGGCAGCAAACCCCAGCGCCAGCCCCGCAGUGGGCUCUGCCCCUCCACAGACCGGCCCGGCGCCUCCUGUGGCCCCUGCUGCAGCCCCGCCUGGAGCCCCUUCCCCAGCGCAGGGACCUCCAUACCCAUCCUACCAGGGCUACCCUGGGUACUUCCAGAUGCCCAUGGCCUACAACCCGUACACCUAUGGCCAGUAUAACAUGCCAUACGCGCCCUACCAGAACCCAGCACAGCCCGGCUACCCCGGGGCGCCCCAGGCCCCUCAGCACCCCUACGGUUACCCCCAGCAACCACCCCCGCAGCAGCCCUACUACCCCCAACAGUAGGGGGCGCCCCGCACUGUACGUUUACCACACCUGUACUGAAGCCUAACCUUUUCCGCACUUAAUUUUCACAUAUACACGUGUAAUCCCCCCUCUUCAAUCCCAUGUUUUUCUGUAUGUUAACACUUAUUUCUCCCCCAGAACCACUGUAUCAGAAUCUAUGGGGUAGUGUUGCAUUGCUCAGGCCAGGCACAGAAGUGGCAGGUUAACACUCUUUACUGACCUGUAAAAAUAGGCGGCCGUAUGGAACACGCUUCCCUGACGAAAGGGAAGUGUGAGGCCUUAUUCUAGUGAGCGUCACAGUGUCUGAGAGAAAACACCACGCAGCUUGGCUGCCAUUUUCCUUCCUCGCACUGUGGAGUCUGAAAAUGGGCGUGGCUUAGAUUUGUUGCCUCUUAUUUUGGCUUCUGAUUGGCUCUGGCAUGGUGAUCUGCUGUGGUUUGGCUUUUGGUUCUUUUUAUUUUUUAUUAUUAUGAUUAUUUUGUUUACACUCAAAAUUUUACCAUCUAAAAUAAUGGCCCCAUUAUCUUCACUACUAUAAUCUUAUUUUUGUAAUGAAUACUGAUGUAAUGUAAUUAAAUGCUCUGUAGGAUUUUCUUACAUAGAGGAACAUUUUGGGGACUGGAUUUUCAGCCGUUACAGUACCUCUGCUGUCUUGCCUUGUCUAGCUUCAUCGGGCGUCUCUUAGCCAUGUGCUCUUACAAUCAAGGCUUUGGAAAACACUCAUUAAAAAUGAAUAUAUACACACGAGUCUCUCCAGCUCUUAACAAAACCUUUGUGCUACUUUUUUUUGUGUGUGAUUAAAAUCAAAUCUGUAUA